GUUCAGGUCGGCCAUGUGAAUUGUCAUCUCAGUGCUGCCAAAUUCCAUAAUGGAUCUGAGGAAGGAUGGGGGAGGCCAGUGGUCGACCCCAGGACCCUCUGCUGCUGCUCCCUCCGACUCCACAUGCCACAGGAGCACCUUGGUAGUCUUCCUCCUCUUCUUCCUCAUAGUUGGAGUCUUUGUGGGACUCCUUAUUGCGUACCUGGUGCAGGAGCAGCAUUACUUCAUGGAGACGAUGCAGCUGAAGGGUCUCAAGUACAAUGCAUCUCUGCAGGAUCAGAACUCGGGGUUCUCCAUAGUGCUGACAUCUGUUUUAAACACAAAGAUUAAGAAUGUUUUUGCCUCAUCUUCGGUAUCCCAUCACUAUGUUGACUGCAACGUCAUAGCUUAUGGCAACAUGAACGGUGACGUGAUGGCCACAUUCAGACUGGUCUUCUGGGUCUCCAAAGUCCAGCAGUAUUCUGAAAACUUCAUUCAAGACCUGCUGAGAGCAGGGCUCACCUCCGUGAUGCACGGGAACCCGCUGGCGGUGCCUGAGUUUGGACAGAUCAGCGCUAUCGUCUUACUGGGGGCCAGUGGGAAGUCAUUUUAUGCUAUUGGAGAAGAUAUGACGGCCAGUUGUCCUGACAGCGACUUCAGCUGUGACAAUGGCGAGUGUGUGACUAAAGUCAACCCAGAGUGUGACUUUGUCCCAGACUGUGUCGACGGAUCUGACGAAGCUCACUGUGCGUGUGGUUUGCGUAGCGCCGCGGGGAACCGCAUAGUGGGCGGCGAAGACGCUCAACAAGGAGAGCUGCCGUGGCAGGUCAGUCUGAGGCUACACGGACAACACACGUGUGGAGCCUCCAUCAUCAACGAAAGGUGGCUGGUCAGCGCGGCACACUGCUUCGAGAGGGACAAAAACCCCAAAGAGUGGACAGCACUGGUCGGGGCCAGUCUGGUGAGCGGCGAGGAGUCCCAGACCAAAACAGUGAACAUCAAGACACUGAGAGUGUCGCCGGAGUACAACCCCAUGACCACUGACACUGACGUGGCUGUUCUGGAGCUGGAGACCCCCCUCACCUUCAGUCCGUAUGUCCAACCUGCCUGUCUGCCCUCCCCGUCUCACGUCUUCAGUCCUGGACAGAGAUGCGUGGUGUCAGGAUGGGGCUCUCUGCACAUGUUCAGCAGCGACGUGCCUCCCACCCUGCAAAAAGCUGUGGUUAAAAUCAUCGACUCCAAGGUGUGCAAUAAGUUGCCUGUGUACAGGGGAGCAAUCACAGCCAACAUGAUGUGUGCAGGCUUCCUGCAGGGCAAGGUGGACUCCUGUCAGGGCGAUUCUGGGGGACCUCUGGUGUGCGAGGGUGCCCCUGGUAGGUUCUUCCUGGCUGGGGUGGUGAGCUGGGGUAUCGGCUGCGCCCAGAUCAACAGGCCCGGGGUUUACUCCCGGGUCACCAAGCUCCACCACUGGAUUCUUCGCCAGACUGACCCCGGCUCACCCCAUUACUCAGUCCCAGAGUGGACUGUCACUGCUCCAGCUGCCAGUGGUCAUCAUCCAUCCAGUCCCAGGACGGCUCCAGUACUUCCUGUUUCUAACUGCAGCGGGAGCUUCCAAUGCAGCGCCACUUCCUGUAUCAGCAAAGUCAACCCAGAAUGUGAUGGAGUCCCAGACUGCCCCAAUCAAGCUGAUGAGAGGAACUGUGAAUGCGGUGAACGUCCUGCGCUGGGCUCCAACAGGGUUGUGGGUGGGAUCACAGCUCGCAGGGGGGAGUGGCCUUGGAUCGGCAGCCUCCAGUACCGGAGACGGCACCAAUGCGGCACCACGCUCAUUCACAGUAAAUGGUUACUGACGGCGGCACACUGCUUCAAAAGUGACCCCAACCCCACCUACUGGGCAGCGAGGCUGGGAUCUGUGCUGCGUUCAGGCGUGGGAGCCCCGGUCAUCCCCAUCCAGCGGGUCAUCAUCCACCCAGCUUUCAAUAGCACCAGCAUGGACCGUGACGUGGCCCUCCUGGAGCUGCUGGUCCCGGCCCCCGUGUCCCACACCAUCCAGCCCGUGUGUCUGCCCUCGCCAGUACACGGCUUCCUGGAGGAUGCAGAGUGCUACAUCUCAGGAUGGGGAUCCAUGAGGGAAGGAGGUUCACUGACUAACCUGCUGCAGAAAGCCUCAGUGAGCAUCAUCGAGCAGGCGGCGUGCCAGGAGUCUUACGGGAACACGCUGACUCAUCACAUGAUGUGUGCUGGUUACAUGCAAGGAGGCAGGGACUCCUGCUUGGGAGACUCCGGGGGUCCGCUGACCUGCCGUGAAGGCUCCGGCCCGUGGUUUGUGGCAGGGGUGACCAGCUGGGGACACGGAUGCGGGCGAGUAGGUUUUCCGGGGGUUUACACUCGAGUGACUUCCGUAAGGAAAUGGAUAUCCACAUUCCUGCCCUUCUGAGGUUGGGACAAGCUGCUUUGACCCACGACAGCUUUGACCAUGACAAUGGACUCGAUGGAAAAAACCAUUACACUCAAUCACAACAGUAUUGACUUUGGUGGCCUCCUGGGGGCACAGGUGCUGGGCGGAACUUUACUGUGGGAAUCUUGUAACUAUGUAACUAUUCGAGUAUUUAUUACAACUAGGACAUUGGGUACACCUGAUAACUACAAGCACCGUAAUAAACAUACAGUAUACACAUUCAGGUGCAGGUGUACUUCCUGUACAGACGGAUGAUGCAUUUGAGGUUGUGUUCAUUUCAGGGGCGUUUCAAAUGGUAUUAGUAUGUUUCUUUGAAUAAAAAUACUCCAUAAAGCUCAA
Molecule: messenger RNA, 2776 nt
Organism: Doryrhamphus excisus (bluestripe pipefish)
Lineage: Eukaryota; Metazoa; Chordata; Actinopteri; Syngnathiformes; Syngnathidae
Source: RefSeq, a predicted model, not a curated record